Molecule: messenger RNA, 691 nt
Organism: Drosophila serrata
Lineage: Eukaryota; Metazoa; Arthropoda; Insecta; Diptera; Drosophilidae
Source: RefSeq, a predicted model, not a curated record
AGUUAAAAUGUUGUUCAAAAGCCUUACCAUCUUCCUGCUCAUUGGAGCCGCCUUGGGUUCCGCGGUGCCCCCCACCUUCGAGAUCACCGUGGAGACCACGCUGACCGACUUCCUGCUCCACUCCCCCGUCCUGCGCUCCGGGGAGACCUUCAACGCGGGCUGCUUCGACUACUACCUCCCAGUGAUCAAGGGUCACGCCGACCAGCUGGACGCGGACUUUGUGUUCUGCCAGGACACCUACGACAACGCCUUCGUCCUGAUCGACGGAAGCUACACCUACGCCCGCGACGAGCUCAGGGACUCCGUCCGCGCCUCCUGCGGAUCCAUGCUGCUCUGCGACGGCGAUACCACCAAUUCUAAGGCCUUCGAGUGUCUGGCCGAUAAGGGUCCUUCCAGCUCCAAGGAUCUGGAUGAUGUCUCCGACAAGGCCGCCGACCAUCAGGCCAGCCUUCUGGAGGAGGUGAGAAGCAUCAAGAAGACGCUCUCCGAUUGCCAGCUGACGGCCCAGAGGAACUACAAGGCGAACCAUGCCCAGUCCUUGGAGGAGAUGAACGGAUGCCUUGCCGAUCCUGAAUGGGACUAUCCCACCACCGUUAGCGUCUUGUGAAAUAUAGAAGUCGAAAUAACUGUGCACACGAUCAUUUAUGGCAGUUAGUUUUGUAUAUUAAAUAUAAAUAUUAUUAAUUGAAAA